AUGGCCAAACUCAGCCUACUACUACCACUACUACUACCUGUACUUCUCACCUUCGUCGCCACUUCUCUCUCUUGUCCUGAACAUCAAAAACAAGCCCUUCUCCACUUUAAAGCCUCCAUCAUCAAUGCUACUUCUUCAACAAAAAGCACAUUGAAUCGGUUAGAUUCAUGGAAUUCCAGCUCCGAUUGUUGCCACUGGGAUGGGGUCAAUUGUAGUUCUCACUUUGGUUCCAAGACUGUGCUAGCUCUAUAUUUGGACGAUAUCAUCACGUCAAAUUCACAGGAGCCAGUGUGGUUACCUUCCACCAUUUCGACACCGCUCUUUCACAUUAGAAGCUUGACGCACCUUGACUUGUCCAACAAUUCAAUACAAGGAGAAUUACCACGUGAUGGCUUUGGCAAUUUGACCAAAUUAGUUCAUCUUGAUUUGGGUCUUAAUAGCUUCAAUGGCUCCAUUCCCUCUCAAUUAUUUCACUUGAGGUAUCUUCAAUAUCUUGAUUUGAGUUACAAUUCAUUCCAGGGAGAAUUGCCACGUGAUGGCUUUGGCAAUUUGACCAAAUUAGUUCAUCUUAAUUUGGAGACUAUUUACUUCAAGGGCUCCUUUCCCUCUCAACUAUUUCACUUGAGGUAUCUUCAAUAUCUUGAUUUGAGUUCCAAUUCAAUACAAGGAGAAUUGCCAUGUGAUGGCUUUGGCAAUUUGACCAAAUUAGUUCAUCUUGAUUUGUGGGAUAACAACUUCAAUGGCUCCAUUUCCUCUCAACUUUUUCACUUGAGGUAUCUUCAAUAUCUUGAUUUGAGUUCCAAUUCAUUCCAGGGAGAAUUGCCACGUGAUGGCUUUGGCAAUUUGACCAAAUUAGUUCAUCUUGCUUUGGGUGGUAAUCACUUCAAUGGCUCCAUUCCCUCUCAACUUUUUCACUUGAGGUAUCUUCAGUAUCUUGGUUUGAGUUACAAUUCAUUCCAUGGUACUCUAAGUGGAGAAGUAGCAUCUCUUCAAAAUUUGAGGGUAUUGCAACUGGAUGGUACUUUUUCUUCGGAAAAUAUCCCUAUGGAGAUUCCUAAGGAGAUAACGAAUAUGACAAAGUUGCAGGAAUUCUCUCUUAGAGGAAACAAUUUCUUCGGUAAAAUUCCGUCUUCAAUUCUAAAUUUGAAGGAAUUGAAAAUAUUGGACUUGAGCUACAAUUCAUUGUCAGGGGAAAUUCCUGCUGAUAUUGGCAAUCUAUCUAACAUAACUAAUUUGUUAUUGAUUGACAGCAAGUUGACAGGCAGAAUCCCAUCAUCUAUACAGAAGUUGACAAAGUUGGAAACACUUUGUUUGGACAAUAACAUGCUUGUUGGAGAAAUUCCGUCCGGGUUGUUCAAUAUCAAGGGCUUGAAGAGUCUUGUGCUUGGAGGCAAUCAUCUCACUUGGAAUAACAAUGCAAAGAUAGUGCCGAGGUUCAUGCUAUCUGAGUUGUCUCUGAAGUCUUGUGGUCUUGUAGGAGAAAUUCCAAACUGGAUUUCUACACAGAAGACUCUCAAAACCUUGGACUUGAGUGAGAACCAACUAGAAGGAACGUUCCCGCAAUGGCUUGCUGAAAUGGAAGUUGUAAGUAUAAAGUUGUCAGAUAACAAUCUCACAGGUUCUCUCCCACCUUCUCUCUUCAACUUUCACAAUUUAGCUAUUCUUGACUUAUCUCAAAACAACUUCCAUGGAGAACUACCAAGCAACAUUGGUAAUGCCACUGCACUCAAAAUUCUUGGGUUGGAUGACAACAAUUUUUCGGGGAAGCUUCCGGCAUCCAUCGUCAAUAUUUCUGCACUCACAUUAUUAUGUUUGUCGAACAACAAAUUUUCUGGCAACACUUUGCCAGAUUUCAGGGCUAAUGAGCACCUCCAACUCAUUGAUUUAUCUUCAAAUGAAUUCUCAGGUGAGAUUCCAACAAACUUUUCCAAUCAUACAAAAAUUCUUGCAUUGGGCAAAAAUAAUUUUUUUGGCAAACUGUCCAAAAACCUUAUUCAUCUGGGCAAGCUUGAAUACCUAGACAUAUAUGACAACAAAAUUACAGGUGAAUUGCCAAACUUCAUCUUCCAAAUCUCCAACCUUCGUACCCUAAAUUUACGAAACAACUUUCUCCAUGGUUCAAUCCCUAAUUGUAUUUCCAAUCUUACUAAUAUCCAUUUUCUUGAUCUUUCAAACAAUUUUCUUGUUGGAGAAAUCCCUGCAAAGUUUGGAAAUCUUGUUAGUAUGGAAACAACCAUCGAAUUUUCAUAUCUCAAUGAUUCAAAUUUCGAUGAUCUUUUAUAUUUUAUGUCUUUAAACAUUUUUGAUAUCGCACUCGAGCAAUACAACAUAGAUGAUGUGACUAUUAUUUGGAAGAAGUCAAAACAAAAUCUAUCAUUGGAUAGACUCAACAUCUACCAUUUGUUAGACUUGUCAAUGAACCAACUUUCCGGUGAAAUUCCAGCUUCUUUAGGCAAUUUGAAAGCUCUAAAGCAUCUCAACAUCUCACACAACAACCUUUAUGGGAGGUUACCAACAAGUCUUGGUUGUUUAGAGAACCUAGAGAGUUUGGACUUAUCACAUAAUAAUUUAUCGGGCUCAAUUCCGCAAUCACUAGCAAAAUUGCAACAACUGACAACUCUGGAUGUCAGUAACAACAAACUCACAGGUAAGAUUCCAAUUGGUAACCAAAUGGAUACAAUGGAUGAUCCAAGUUCUUAUGCAAACAACAGUGGUUUGUGCGGAAUGCAAAUUCGAGUGCCAUGUCCAGAAGAUUUGCCACCAACAAAACCACCAAGGGUUGAAAAUAAGGAAACAUGGUUCUCAUGGGAAGGACUGGGAAUUGGAUACGCAAUUGGCUUCUUUGUAACAGUGGGAAUCCUAUAUCUUACUGAUAGUUUUGUACCCACAAAACCUCCAAAUUACCGCCAUCAACAAAGAAGGCAAAGAGUAUAA
Messenger RNA from Quercus lobata, 2934 nucleotides. RefSeq names its product receptor-like protein 46. The record is from RefSeq and is a predicted model, not a curated record. The transcript has a single exon. NCBI's taxonomy places the organism in Eukaryota, Viridiplantae, Streptophyta, Magnoliopsida, Fagales, Fagaceae. Gene Ontology annotation, molecular function: protein binding. The coding region runs from base 1 to 2934 and encodes 977 amino acids.